AACUCGCAAUUCCCGUUCCGGUCACUGAGGAGACUGGAGAGUCAAUACUUUCCCGGAGUUUACUUGGGUGGUAAUCUGGUUUGUGAGUAAGGGUGUAAGAAUAACUUCGAGGGAGUACAGCAGUCGGCCAGUAAGGCAAACUGUCUGCAGGGUGCCGGCCGCAGAGUGGACGAAUAUGACACUUCCAGAAUGGCUGACCUGGAUUCGCAGGAUUCGUCUGGAAACUGCACUUUGUUGUUUUGUGAGAACUGCCAGUCAUAUUUUUCAGAGAAAUGUCCAGUGCAUGGUGCCCCAGUAUUUAUUAAAGACAGCCUUGCAGAUUCUGGCUGUCCAUGCAGAGUGGUAUACACGCUGCCUCUUGGACUUGCAGUGGGUCCCUCCAUAGAUGGCAUUGGUAUCUGGUGUGUCAAAGAAGCAUUACCGAGAGGAGUAUUCUUUGGGCCACUAGAAGGGGAUCUGUGCAUCAGUGAAAUUGCAGCAGCCAAAAGUGAUGAAUCUGAUGUGCUUGGACUGAAGGCAAUAUCUGGUACAAUGCCAAACUGGAUGAGUUUUGUGAACCAAGCAAGACGUAAAGAAGAUGGGAAUUUGGUAUCCUUUCGGUUCUCUGGUAAAACCUAUUUCAGAGUCUGUAAGCCUGUGGAGCCUGGAACCCCGCUGCUUUUGGUACCUUGUGAGAAGAGUGCAUGCAUGGAAACAGAGGGACCAUUGGAAUUACCAGCUACAGCAGCAGAAUCUAACCCCCCAAAUAUGUCACAAGGGACCAUUGAAGAUUCAGGCAGUGAGGUUCAAACCUCCAGACAUUGUAGUGUUCCACAAGUGCACAUUGUGAAACAGCACCAGCUGUGCCAAUUUAAGCAAAAUGACUUUUUAGCAGAAGCAGGUAACACAAUACCACAGAAGACCACUAAAGAAAAACCUGUAGAAGCUGUAAUCAAAACGGAGACAAAUGAGAGGGCAUUAGCUCUCAUCAUGUCACACCCACAGAGUGUGCAAAGUUUUGGUCAGGUUCAAGAGAUGUCUGAACUAACUGUGGAAAGAGGACACGAAGCUGAAAGCACAAAAUUAAAGUCAGCCUAUAGUAAGGACAUCAGUGGUGCAACGGUUACAAAUGCCGUGCGACUCAGUGCACGUUUGGCUGGCAAGCCCCGGAAAGUUCAUGCUGUAGUAAGUAGGAUACAGAAGAGAUUACAGGAAAGAAAACUAAGAAUUCUUCAGCAGGGAGAGAAAAACAGUGACACUAAUGGUGAAUGUUUUCAUACAUCGAAGGAAGAUCAAAGUAGAGCUCUUUGUGAGCAGGUAUCCCAAGCUAGGGACAAUGGUCAACUGAACCCAGCAGUGGGCACUGGGUCUGGUCAAGAGGAGAAAGCAGCAAAUCCAUGCAUUGAAAAAGUUGCAGUAAAUGAGGAAAAGUGUGUCCCAGACUCUCUUCCUGAGGGAAAGGACCAGUCUCAGACUGAGCGAAACAUAAGGAAAUAUGUGUGUGAUGUGUGCGGUAAAGGCUUUAUCCAGUUAUGUCAUUUGAAAAAACACAGGUUUAUCCAUACUGGAUAUAAACCAUUUCUGUGCACUGAAUGUGGUAAGAGCUACAGUUCUGAGGAAAGCUUCAAAGCGCACUUACUUUUCCACAGAGGUGUACGACCCUUCAAGUGCAAGCAAUGUGAAAAAGCUUAUGGCACAAAGAGAGAUCUAAAGGAACAUGAGGUUCUGCAUACUGGUGAGCGACCAUUUAAGUGUGAUGAAUGUGGCAAAAGCUUUGCUCGUAGGCCAUCUUUAAGAAUCCACAAGAAAAUCCACAUGAUGAAGGAAAUGAACUUGGAGAACCCAAAGGUGUGUCGGUGCUCAAUUUGUAACAAAGAACUGGCCAAUCCAGCCUCACUAAGGAAUCACAUGAGGCUGCAUACUGGAGAGAAACCCUAUGCCUGCCCAUACUGUGCAAAAGUGUUCCGUCAGAAGGGCAACCUGAGGGGACACUUAAGACUGCACACUGGUGAAAAGCCCUAUAAAUGUCAGUUCUGUGGUGAUGGCUUCCCCCAAAUGCCAGAGUUAAAGCGCCAUUUAAUUUCUCACACAGGAGAGGCACACCUCUGCACUGUUUGUGGAAAGGUCCUGAAGGAUCCACAUACACUGAAAGCACAUGAGCGUCUUCACACAGGUGAUAGACCAUUCAGAUGUGAACGAUGUGGUAAAGCAUACACACUGGCUACAAAACUGAGGCGUCACCAGAAAUCUCACCUGGAGGAAAAACCCUACAAAUGUGAAAUUUGUGGUAUGGGCUACACAAUCAUGCAGAGCUUAAAGAGACACAGGAUGUUCCAUGACAUUUCAAAUAGUAGUGAAUUAGUCAGCAAAGUUGAUCUGAGGAAGACUGAAGUGUUGAAAGGUACAAAGAUCAAGUUGAUACAUAAUGCUGCACCAAAGCAGUCCUCAAGACAGAGACUUAAGGAAACUAGUACCGUAGAAACUGCAGUUGUUGUGCUGCGUGCGCUUGAGUCAAUUGAAAUGCCACAAAGCGUGAAUGAAGAUGAGAUUAUGCUUAAUGAUCAGGGACAGUACAUCGCCAGCUAUACAGCAGAAGCUGGAGCUGAGCUUGACGACCAACAAGGAGUUCAUAGACUCAUUGAAGGCACUUUUACCCAAGCUGCUGAAGGCCACUUAGAGAUAAAUGAAGAUAUUAUUGAAGUCACCAUUUCAGAUCCUGAUGAUGAGUGCAUCAUUGUUGAUGGUGAACAAUGUCAGAACAAUGUGGUUAUUAUACAGGAAGGGGUGGGCUUCAGCACGGUUGCUGAAGUUGUGGAAAUUGAAUCGGGGACCUAAAGCAAUUUUUUUUUUAUUACAGUAUAUACCUACUGAGUAAUAAAGAAAAUGUUUCUUACAGGGCAGUGGGGGUACAAAAUCCCUCUCUUACCAUUUCUCAGCUUUCCUGUUAAGUCCACUUAGAGACUGUCCAGCGCUGUGGCUUAAUUUCGCUACAGUGUGUUUUGUUCCAUAGCAGAAGGUGAGGUAGAAGCAACCAGUUAAUGACGGCCCUGUGAUCGUUCUGGGUAAAGCAGUGAGAACUGAACUCUGUAUGUGCAGAUCAACACUUUGUAACCAAGUUUAUCCUUUUUUGUUUUGCUUUGGUGGCAUACUAAUGUUCUCCCACCCCCAGCCAGACACGUAUGUAUAAGUUGUGCUGCUGAAAUGUGAAAUUGUGUAUACCAUUGCAACACCUGACAUUGAAGUCACUGGUUAGGUUUUUUUCUAGUAAAAUGUUUUUGUUUUACCCUAAAGUAUUUAUUUGUGAAGCAUUCUGUUAGUGCAUUUUAUUUUUAAAAUGGAAUUUCUGAUUUGACUGUGAAGUAUUAGCCUGUUUCCUGUAUUUAAGGUAGAUUAUUCAAGAGAUGUAUAGAGUCUUGUACUCCCCUUUUCAAAUAAGAGGGAUAUUUAUUUACACUUGUAUGUUAGAAAGCAACUUUAUACUCGAAUGCUUUUCUAAAAUAUAUAGCAUUCCAAAGAAGUCUAUCUAUCUUAAAGGAAGACCUAGGAAAUCAUGGGCUUUUCUGUGCACUAAGCCAUUAUUCACUGAUUGAGUUUGAUACAGUAAGACUUCAAAUUUGAAUUUUGAAGAUAACUUUAUUUUUAGAAAGCUAACGUCCGCAGCUUGCUGAAGGUAGCAUUUACUGAGUGAGUGCAAGUUAGUGUGAAACCACCCUACUUUACCACUUUGAUGUGACUGCAAGCUCUGACAGCUCACCUUCAUGCUAGGUGAAGUUACAAAGUAUCCAGUUUACCAGUCACCUGAUUACAUUCUCUUCUACAUGACUGGGGGAUUCUUUGCCUUUUUGUCCUUCUUCUUCCCUAGUCUAGCCUUUACUAGUUUGACUGUCCUGACAUUGGAGAUCCAGCUGUGACUCUCCUUUGUCCAGCUGCCCUCCCCUUCACAGGAGUAGAGGUCAGUAGCUGGAGCUGGUACAGCAGAUUUCUGGGGAUUCUGUAGAACCUGAUGGGUUACCUGAUUAUUACUGACAUUGGCUGAGGAGCACCCCCACCCCGCCUUAAAAGGUUGUGGGCAUUACACUGAUUGCAGGCAUGAAGUUGCAGAUUCAUUCAGGAGUACGUGCUCAUGCAGCCUUCAUGUCUGGAAGCCAGAUGCUACUCUCUUCCUAUUUACUGACAGAGUUCUGUAAUUGUAUCCCACAGAUGGAUAAAAUCCAAAUGGUACUUAUUCAUCUCUGUCCAUGCUAGAUGUCAGCCAACCAGAGUUGCCUGUCUCAUAAAUGAUAACUGUUAUAUUACUGACCUAUCUGUUAUAGCUAUUUUAAGUACUUGGAACCUUUUUUCCUUUCAGACGAUUUAAGAGUGGUGAGUACUUGGGCAGUGGAAAACCUGUCAUUUCUACAAUGUUCAUUUAUAUAGUAGUAAUUGCAUGGAAAAUUGGAAUACUCUUGCGGGCAUUUCAGGUAUGGCAGGUGCACACUGUUAUAAAGGUACUAGUUAUAGUGGCUAUUGUUACUAAAUUCAGGGAUUCUGAAAUAAAGUGACAAGUGGAAGCAAA
Messenger RNA from Protopterus annectens (West African lungfish), 4534 nucleotides. RefSeq names its product zinc finger protein 408 (gene ZNF408). The record is from RefSeq and is a predicted model, not a curated record. NCBI's taxonomy places the organism in Eukaryota, Metazoa, Chordata, Ceratodontiformes, Protopteridae. Gene Ontology annotation, cellular component: nucleus. The coding region runs from base 190 to 2814 and encodes 874 amino acids. The transcript has 6 exons.